This is a messenger RNA of Salvelinus sp. IW2-2015, 1725 nucleotides long. RefSeq names its product N-alpha-acetyltransferase 40. Gene Ontology annotation, molecular function: protein N-terminal-serine acetyltransferase activity; histone H4 acetyltransferase activity; histone H2A acetyltransferase activity. Gene Ontology annotation, cellular component: nucleus. Lineage: Eukaryota; Metazoa; Chordata; Actinopteri; Salmoniformes; Salmonidae. The record is from RefSeq and is a predicted model, not a curated record.
AGGAAACGAUAUUCGCGCUAAUGUUGGUCGGAGAAGAGGAGAAAGAGUGAGGGAGGGAGGAAAGGAAGAGGGAGUAGGGCCAAGAGACGUAAUUCACCCCCUUCUCUUGGCGCCAAUCUGGCGGAAAAAAAAUACGUUUUUGUCGUUUAGUGAACUUUAGUGUAAUCAAUUGUGGGCAUAUUCUUUUGUAGCCAGUUGCGCUAGGUAGUUUGCUAAACCGCUAGCAUUUUACAUUAUCUUGCCCCUUUUCAAGAAACCACAUUAAUUUAGCGACUAAGUUAGCUAGCUAGCAACAGCAAGACACAGCGGUCGUUUUAAAACAGCGAUAUGGGGAGGAAGUCAAACAAAGCGAAGGAGAAGAAACAGGCUCGCCUGGCGGAGAGGGCAGCCAUGGAUGCAGUGUGUGCCAAGGUGGACACAGCCAAUAAGCUGGACGACCCUUUGGCUGCUUUCCCAGUCUUCAAAAAGUAUGACAGAAACGGAUUAAAUCUCCAGAUCGAGUGUAAGAGGGUGUCCACUCUCAACCCCAUGUCUGUGGAGUGGGCCUACGAGCUGACCCGGACCAACAUGCAAACACUGUAUGAACAAAGCGAGUGGGGAUGGAAGGAGAGAGAAAAGAGGGAUGAGAUGAAGGACGAGAGGGCGUGGUAUCUGCUUGCUCGAGACACAGACUCCUCCCCCGUGGCCUUCUCUCACUUCCGAUUCGAUGUCGAGUGCGGGGAGGAGGUGCUAUACUGUUAUGAGGUCCAGCUGGAGAGUAGGGUGAGAAGGAAAGGACUGGGCAAGUUCCUCAUCCAGAUACUACAGCUCAUCGCCAACAGCACACAGAUGAAGAAGGUGAUGUUAACAGUAUUCAAACACAACCACGGGGCGUACCAGUUCUUCAGAGAAGCUUUACAGUUCGAUAUCGACGACACCUCCCCCAGUAUGUCUGGUUGUUGUGGCGACGACUGCACCUAUGAGAUCCUGUCGCGGCGGACCAAACAUGCCGAGGCCCAGGGGCACAGCCACGGUGGAGGAGGGCACUGUGGAGGCUGCUGCCACUGAGGGAGCCUGUUCCUGUUUCACCACUUCCUGCCCACUUCCUGGUCCCACGCUCUAGAAGCUGCCCCUCAUCCCCUUCUCUGCUCAUGAGUCAUUACUGUACCCAAACGCCCCAAAACCCCUGGCCCACUCUAUAUUCCCCCUUCUUUCUCUCUCAUCCAUAUCCCCCCUCUCUCCAUACUAUUUUAGUCUUUGAUAAGUUAGGAAUCUGCUUGUGCUCUUUCUAGCCAGCCACCAACAGCUUUCUGAACUGUCCCAAGGCUCCGUCCCAAUAAUCCUAAUGUGCAUACUAUUAUGGAUGAAGCGAUGUGUUAGCCAUGCGUUCUGAGUGGUAAAUUAGGAUGGAUUGUUGGGACAGAGCCCCACGUGUAUUUAUCUUAGUUUGAUCAGGUGUUCUGUAGAUGGUCUCUCUCUCUCUUCCCCAGAGCCUCUGAUCCGUUUCAGUUGAUCUUCUACAGUAUUUUUUAAAAUGCUGUCUGAUGGCAGGAACACCCGCUGUUCCUACAUUUUUGUAGAGAAGUGUGUGAGAGAUACAUAUAUAUAUAUACACACACACACACACAGUAACAGUCAAAGUUAGGACGCCUACUCAUUUGAGGGUGUUUCUUAAAUGUUUUUUUAAAUGUUCUACGUUGUAUAAUAAUAGUGAAGACAUCUCCUACUAUGAAGUAACACAUAUGG